GAGGGAGGAAGAAAAGAAGAAAGGACUUACCAAGCCUGGCGAGGUACUUCGGCAACUAGGGGCAGCCUUAUUUCCGGUCUGUACUACUAGGCGGAAGGAGGCGGAACGGAGGGAAAGAGCAACACUCCCUUCCGGUGUAGUGGCUCAGCAGCGACGAGAGAACGAGGAGUCGUUUGUGAGGGUCUUACUAUAUAAUUCAGGCUGGUCUUGAACUCACAGCGAUAUUCCUGCUUCAGCAGCCUGAGUGCUGUGAUUACAGAUGUGCACCAUGACACCUGGCUAGGGCUCUUUCAGUCCUGCCUCAGUCUCUCAGAGUGCUAGGUCUUAUGUGGAGGCCCUGACCCCUGGCGUGGCUGUAUUUGGAGUGGGGCCCCUUUGGAAGGAAUUAUAAUUGCGAUGACUCGGCAUGGCAAGAACUGCACAGCGGGGGCGGUGUACACCUAUCACGAGAAGAAGAAGGACACAGCGGCCUCAGGCUAUGGGACCCAGAACAUCCGACUGAGCCGCGAUGCAGUGAAGGACUUCGACUGCUGCUGCCUGUCUUUGCAGCCCUGCCAUGACCCUGUUGUCACCCCAGAUGGCUACCUGUAUGAGCGUGAGGCUAUCCUGGAGUACAUUCUGCACCAGAAGAGGGAGAUUGCCCGGCAGAUGAAGGCCUACGAGAAGCAGCGCGGCGCGCGGCGUGAGGAGCAGAAGCAGCUGCAUCGGGCGGCGGCGCAGGACCAGGUGCGAGGCUUCCUGGAGAAGGAGGCGGCCAUCGUGAGCCGCCCACUCAACCCUUUCGAGGCCAAGGUGGCCGAGGGCCCCGGCUCAGAUGACGCGAAGCCCGGGCCCAGCGCGGGGGCUCCAGGCAAGGCGAAGGAGAAGGACAAGGAGCUGCCCAGCUUCUGGAUCCCGUCACUGACUCCCGAGGCCAAGGCCACCAAGCUGGAGAAGCCGUCGCGCACCGUCGCCUGCCCCAUGUCCGGGAAGCCGUUGCGCAUGGCGGACCUGACGCCCGUGCGCUUCACGCUGCUCGACGACUCCGUGGACCGCGUGGGGCUCAUCACGCGCAGCGAGCGCUACGUGUGCGCCGUGACCCGCGACAGUCUCAGCAACGCCACACCGUGCGCCGUGCUGAGGCCCUCCGGGGCCGUGGUCACCCUCGAAUGUGUGGAGAAGCUGAUUCGCAAGGACAUGGUGGACCCGGUGAACGGGGACAAGCUCACGGAGCGUGACAUCAUCGUGCUGCAGCGCGGUGGCACCGGCUUCGCAGGCUCCGGGGUGAAGCUGCAGGCCGAGAAGUCGAGGCCAGUGAUGCAGGCCUGAGGGGACCACGAACGUCGAAUAAACCUGUGCAGGGACUGGACGCGUGGGGCCUUCAUUUCCUGGCUGAGAGCCGGCAGCCCGAGACUCCUGUCCUGGAGUUUGAAAGAGAGGCUCAGAAAAAUAUUAUGUGUCUCACAUUCAGAACAAACUCAGAACCGUAGGCACACGCCGGCAAGAUUGAUCACGUGAGCUGGGUGUGGUGCCGCGCGCCUGCAAGCUCAGCACUCUUGAGAGGCCGAGGCAGGAGGCGUCCAGGUUCCAGCCCAGCCUGGGCAGUGUAGCCACUUAACAAGACCCUGGCUCGGGAUGGAAGGGGGGGGGUGGUCCAGAUGGCCAGAAGCCAAGGUCACCGUGCCCCUCAGAGGUGGAGUGAGUGCACCUUAGGGCGGCCUGAGUCAGGGUCCCCCCACUUGUGCCGGGUUGGAAGCAUGUGUGGUGCCCAGGGCCAAGUCUCAGAGGAAAUUGUACGAAGACACAGGAAACAAUUCUUCGAGGGAGCGGGUGGGGUGCAGUGUGGUCAGGAAGCCCUGCUGGCGACUGCAGGGGCAGAGGAGGCCUCGGUGACAGCCAGUGAGGCCUGCAGCUCUGAGUGGGAGGGAGGUGAGGCCCGGCUCGCGCAGCCUCUGAACAGGGUCUCACUCCGAAGGGCGGGCUCUCUAGCUCCCCUGUACUUGCUGGCCUCAAACUUGCAAUUCUCCUACCUCGGCCUCUGGAGAUUACAAGUGUGCACUGCGCAAGCGCAAGGACCCGAGUUCGAUCCCCGGUACCCCCCCCCCCAAAAAAACUGAAACUGACUGAGAUUACAAGUGUGCAGCUGGUUGAAAGCUUUGUAGCUAUGUUUUACUCGUGGUACUGGGGAUCGGCCACAGGGCGGGGCUCCAUCCCCAAUCCUUUUUUGUUUUAUUUUUUGAUUUGAGACAGGUCUCUCUUGAGUUGCCCAGGCUGAGCUCAGAGUUGCAAUUCUGCCUCAGUCUCCUGCAUCUGGGAUUAAAGCUUGUGUUCCACAGUA
Molecule: messenger RNA, 2317 nt
Organism: Heterocephalus glaber (naked mole-rat)
Lineage: Eukaryota; Metazoa; Chordata; Mammalia; Rodentia; Bathyergidae
Gene: Nosip
Product: nitric oxide synthase interacting protein
Cellular component (GO): nucleus
Molecular function (GO): ubiquitin protein ligase activity
Source: RefSeq, a predicted model, not a curated record